This is a messenger RNA of Paramuricea clavata, 1675 nucleotides long. Lineage: Eukaryota; Metazoa; Cnidaria; Anthozoa; Malacalcyonacea; Plexauridae. The record is from the annotation of a GenBank genome assembly.
AUGCGGACGUUCUUACAUUUAUCUGAAUCGAAUAAAAAACUAUCAGAAUUUAUAUAUUUGGCAAAUGAUAACUCUCUUCUACAAUCUUUGCAUAAUAUUUGGAAUAUUGACAAGGAUUUUAAAGGUUGCCUUUCUGAAGAUUAUAGUCAAAUAAAGAAUGAUGAAAACGUUUUAAAAACGUCCUGGUGUGAUAAGUAUACUACAAUUAUAUAUCGAGGAAAUGGGAAGUGGCAAUCCUCAAACAAAGAAAGAUUCCAUCGUCAACCUUUGCCGGACUAUCUGAGGUGGUUGGGAACUGAAGAAUUGCAUUAUCUCCCAUACGAGAUGAGAGCUAGUCUUGAUGAGGGAAUAUGGGAUUCGAUCGAGGGCUGUUUUUUACCCACUCACAUUUUAGACAUGGCUUAUCUUGUUUUGCCUGAACUGCCUCCAACUGUUAUAAAGUCUUUGGGAUUGUUGUCAUGGACGACAGAAGAAGAGGUAUUGAAGUAUUAUGACGAGAAAAAGAAAGAGACAAAACAAGACAUGGAAGACAACUUAAAGAAAGACCAGUGGAGGUCUCAUGUACUCCAUGCAAAAAAAAAACAAAGAGCUUAUAAAAAUCUGUCAGGAACGGAAGUUGGAUGUUUCAGGGAAAAAACACGAGCUUGUUGAACGCAUUUCCGCCAAGCAAGGCGAAAAACCACCAAAACAAGUCGAGUUGUACACCGGCCAAGCAAUCCCAAAAACAAUUAAAAAGCUGGGGAAGCUACAGCUGAGCUAUUUAAAGUCUAUUUUACGCUGGUAUGGGUUGCCUUCAAUGGGCACGAAAGACAGCAUUAUCCUGAACGUUUCUUUGAUUGCAAACAAUAGAAGGCAUCUUUGUUUCAUGAGAGAGCGAAAAAUGCUUCUUGACCUUGUUUCUAUGUCCAAAAGUCUCAUCAUCGAAGAAAAAAAGCAACGACUGCUACUAGAAACAACACCAACUUAUAGAUACAGGACUUUCUUAACAACGACCUUUCAACAUCUUUCAUCAAAACGUCCUCGCCAAAACGCUUCGGUCCAGUCUCUUCAUUCAUCAACUUCACAUAUUGAGGUCCCUGAAGAGAUCACAUUAAUUAACAUUGAAGAAAUAUUUGACGAGUUUGCCAAUAACAUUAUGAUCAAAAAUGCCUUAGCAACAAGAUCUGAUGAAGCGAUGACGACAUUAGAAAGUUCUCUACCUGAGAAGGAUGUAGUUUCAACAAUAUUAACAUGUGGAGCAAUUGUAAAAGUUUUCUGGAGUGAGGAAGAUUGUGAAGAAACAGGGUGGCACGAAGGGUGGUAUCUUGCAGUGGUGAAAGACGUUAUCGACAAGGAAGAAGCGUUGAUUAAUAUAUCUUACGUUGUUGAACCGGAAUGCUUAUAUGAAACAAAUGUCACACAAUUAUUAAGCGAUAAAAAAGUCAUGCUACAUGAAGGAUCUGAGAUAGAGGAAUUCUACGAGGUUGGUUGCAAAGUUAAAGUCAGGUGGAGUAAAGAGGAAAUCGGAGACUCGGGGUGGAGAUUAGGAUCGUAUGUUGGGGAGGUACAACAAUCUGACCCUGACAAUGAUGAAAUCAAGGUAGUAUUUCAAGCGGAACCAGAUGCAACCUACUCAUACGAAGUUACUUCUUGUUUGGCAUAUGGAUGUUUACAGAUGGUCAAGUCAGUAUUAUAG